AUGAGUACCGUCGAUGUGAAUGUCGCAACGUCUGUUGCCCAGGCGAAUCACCCCGACCUUAUGGCCGCGAACGCGCCCGUAGUGGACUCGACGACCCAGGUGUCGCCGAUCCCGCGCAGCACCAACUCGCGCGGAGGGGGCCGCUCUUCCAAUAGGAAAGCGCCGAUUCCGCCGCCGCCACGCGCCUCGCCGUCGAGCUCUUCCGGUUAUCCGGGUGUGAGCUGGAACAAGCGCAUGGGUGCCUGGCUCUCGUUCUACUACGACGCCGACACGCGCCGUAGUCGCACAUUUCACCCCAAAUACUACGAUUUCGACGUGGAGAAGGCGAAGCAGGCCGCCAUCGAGUUUAUGAAAUCGAUCGAGAAGCACCCGCGCUGCAGCCUGCGCAAGAGCCGCCGUGACGCCAAGAACGCGGCCUUCCUCAAUGGCGGGUACAACUUUGACCCGCAGUACCUGGAUAUCCCAGGGCGUACCAGGAAGCGCAGUGCGGUCAACCACCUGGUCAACAACGAGUACAAAACGCGGAGCUCGAAGAACCAGAUGAACAUGACCAACAACCAGACCUCCAUGUCGGAGAUGUAUGACAUGGAGUCACUGAAGCGCAACUUCCAAAUGACCUCCAACUUCCUGGACCCCUGCUACGUGGGAAACUCGGGCUCCAUGGACAGCGAAUACGUGAGCGCAAACAAUGCCCUGGAAAACAACUAUCUCAGCGGUUCGUUCGAGUCCCAGCAGGAUUUCGACAAGGGAUACCAGAGCCCGAUGACCUGGCCCGCAUGCCAGAGCUUUUUCGGCAACCCGGAGUACUACAUGGACUCCCAGAACUACAGCGUGCCCUUUCUGGAGGGCGACAUGGCCUACACGUCCCCCAGCAACGUCUACUCAGAGGGCGACCUGCCCUACGCUGGCAACAGCGCCAGCAGCUCCCAGCAGGUACAGCAGACUGAACAGGUGAUUCCGGAGAACGCAGAGUCGCAGUCACAGAACAUGUUUGUUGGCAACUACGAGAUGUCGCCCACCAACGAGGACGCGGAGAUUCACAUGCUCAUGCAGUCGAUCGCCCUCUCGCCGAGCGAAAGCUUCGACGGACUCCGCCUGACCACGUACAACUACGGCGACGGCACCAGCGGCAGCAGCGGCUCCGCCAACCCGCAGCAGGCCUUCAACAACGGCGGGAACACGCCGCUCGGCAGCCCCUACCUCUCGCCGUACGUGCAGACCAUCUACAACCAGUUCCCCGAGGAUUCCGAGCUUAACCGCACCUUCGGCUUCCAAAACCUGAUACUCGCCAACGAGGCGCAGCCAAGCCAGCAGACGCAGCCCGUCAUGCACUCACAGAGCUAA
This is a messenger RNA of Babesia bigemina, 1344 nucleotides long. RefSeq lists its product as hypothetical. Gene Ontology annotation, biological process: regulation of DNA-templated transcription. The record is from RefSeq and is a predicted model, not a curated record. Bases 1 to 1344 code for a protein of 447 amino acids. The transcript has a single exon. Lineage: Eukaryota; Apicomplexa; Aconoidasida; Piroplasmida; Babesiidae. Gene Ontology annotation, molecular function: DNA-binding transcription factor activity.